Messenger RNA from Octopus sinensis (East Asian common octopus), 1491 nucleotides. RefSeq lists its product as uncharacterized. The coding region runs from base 1 to 1491 and encodes 496 amino acids. The transcript is spliced from 2 exons. The record is from RefSeq and is a predicted model, not a curated record. NCBI's taxonomy places the organism in Eukaryota, Metazoa, Mollusca, Cephalopoda, Octopoda, Octopodidae.
AUGCGCCUAUAUCGAGCAGUUCAAAGCAAACUUCUCCAGGGGGACAUCUCCGGUGCUGUACGUGCAAUCUCGUCGGACUCCUCAGUGGCUCCCCGGUGUGACACUGUCCUAAAUCAACUCCGAAGUAAACACCCUCGCACUCCCGCCGAUAUACGAGCAAUUCCGACUUUGGACACGGUCCCGCCUAUCCCGAUCACACCGGCCGAGUUCUCGGCUGCCCUGGGGUCUUUUGCUCCCAGCAGCAGCGGGGGCUUAGACGGUUUAAAGCCCAUCCAUCUCCGGGAUCUCGUAUCACCCAUAACCCUCGAUUCCGGUAGGGACUUAUUAUCCUCCAUCACCCGUCUUUGUUCGCGCAUUGUGUCCGGCACGAUCCCAGCCGUCGCAAGGGAGCUUCUCUUUUCUGCGGGGCUUAUUGCCCUGAAGAAAGCCGAGGGCGGUGUGAGACCGAUUGCUAUCGGCAACGUCUUCAGAAGGCUCUCAGCCAAAAUCAUGUCAUUCAGGGUGGUUCCAACUCUGAGUUCGGAGUUUUUACCCUUCCAGUACGGUGUUGGUGUUAAGGGUGCCUGCGAAAUCCUAGCGCACGGUACCCGCCAACUCUUACAUUCUAAACCCAACGACUGUGAGUUUAUUGUCAAACUGGAUGUCAGUAAUGCUUUCAAUUGUGUCCGUCGUGACCACAUGUUCGAGGUGGUCUCAAAACGGUGCCCAGAGCUCUGGCCAAUCGUAAAUCUCGCAUAUUCUUCUCCAAGCUGCCUCCUGUUUCAUGGCGAAACCAUUAUGUCCGAAUGCGGUAUUCAGCAGGGUGACCCCCUUGGGCCAUUGCUGUUUGCCCUCUCUGUUGACCAUAUUGCACGCAACCUUGCUUCCAAUGUCAAUUUUUGGUACCUGGACGAUAUUACUAUUGGAGGACCUUUGGAUGUCGUUAUGGAGGACAUUAACAAAAUCACGUCUGGUUUCGCGGAGAUCGGUCUAUCCUUGAAUGGUCGUAAGUGCGAACUCGUAAAUAUCUCGUUAUCCUCGGGGGCUCUUUCUCAGGCAUCUUCUUCCCUACGCGGUCUGAUUGCAGGGCUAAGGCUCACACCUACCAACGAUCUAGUUAUUCUGGGGUCACCAAUUUCCGAACAUGGAAUCUUAAAGAGCUUAUUGUCUAAAUUGGAAGAAAUCAAGCUGCUUACCGAGCGGAUCCGCGGGCUUGACUCGCACAUGGCUUUUUUCUUGCUGAGGAAUUUCCUCUUUAUCCCGAGGCUAACAUACAUCCUCCGUUCUUCGCCUUGUUUCGUGGCUCCCGAUGCUUUACUUGCAAUCGACAAUCUUAUCCUCACCUCGCUGCGAUUUAAGCCUCCUGAAAAAGUCAAUGAACGGUCCACUCUGGGCAUUGAAGUAGAAGUUGUCGUUGGUAAGAAAUAUUAUCUUUCAAUAAGAAGUAUUGUUUAUGUUACGACUGUAAAGGGGCCAAAUAUCAUUGGUUGUAAAGACAUGUGUGACCUUUAA